GAUUUCCAGAAAUUUUCAGUUACGUAAUAUAUCACUCAUCGGCUGAAUUUCCAAGCUUCGAGCCGGUUCAAUGUUUGACGUGAACUGCUGCAGAUAGAUAGUUCCACAUCAUAUGUCCCAUGGAAAUCUGGUGCAGCCUCAACGAGUCACGAUACUGGUCAUCAAAGACCAUUCGACCUAGUUGCUGGCGUCUUGGGAGCGGUUGAGGGGCUUCCCAAGCGCCGGUCAAACAGAUAAGCCAUGGCCACCGGGAUUGACGCUCAGUUCCAUCGGGCUGUCGACAUCGUCCAGAGUCUGCCGAAAGGCGGUCCGGUCCAGACCAGCUACGAGGAAAAGCUUGCCUUGUAUGCUCUUUACAAGCAGGCUACUGAAGGAGAUAUCCGCAUACCUCGGCCGGGGCUACUCGACAUGCUAGGUCGAGCAAAAUGGGACUCGUGGAACAAGCAGAAGGGUGUUGAUACGGUCGCCGCGAAGCGCAGCUACGUGGGCGCUUUGUUGAAGAUAUUGCGAAAGCAUCCCGAUCCUUCGACAAUACAAUUCACAGAGGAGAUUGAAUCGUUCGGAGUAUUUCCUAAUCGUCCUUCAUCACCAUCAUCCUCUACAUCCUCAUAUCACUCUUCUCAAGCUUCUCCUCCUGAUUCUCCGCUUCAAACAGGCCCAUCUUAUAUUCUACACCCUCCCGAUCCAACUAUGCCCAUCCCCGACGUGCCCCCGGAAAUCAUCCCUCCUUCGGCUCUCAACUCGUCUCAUCGGUCGCUCCUAAAUCUGCUGCAGAGUCCCGCACCUCCAUCUGAGCAGAGUAUUUCAGCUUUGCGUCCCGGCACGGCUUCUCGAGCUCACAGUCUCCGUGAGAGCGAGAAAGCAAGGGAUCUCAAUCGUCCAGCUAUCCGAGGAAUCGCAGCCGCACCAUUUGCACCGAUGCCUUCGGUCCCACCGAGUCCAAUGGGUCGAGCUUCAUCUUCUGGUGUGCCAUUUCGUCAGUAUUCUCCGCUCGUUCCUCCACCCAUGACACCGGAUCCUUACUUCCCGAAUCCCAACUCUAACUUCAUUCCUCGACCCGGAUCUGCCUCGACCUUCUCACCUGCACCUCCAAUCAACGUCACACACGCUCUACAAUCCAUACAAUUAUCUCUCACUGCUCUACAUGAGCGUCUAUCCACUCUCGAGCGAUCACAAGCCAUGUUGCUACGCAAAGAAGAUCGGCGUCGGACAUGGCUGUCGUUUCUGACAGAGGAAGACGAAGUGGAUGAGCUGGAAGAUGAGGCGGACCGUCUGAGGAGGAGCAAUAUACGGACAGGAGAUACGGCAACGACAGUUCGGCGCAAGCGGCGUGCAGGAUUGCCCAUCAGAGUCGUGUGGGCUUUGUUGGCCGGCUUGAGACGCGCAGCAGUGGAUCUAGGCACUUUCGCGCUAAUGAUGCUGGUAGUGACUGUGAUUUUUGGAGGUGGUUGGCGACGAGCACGACAAUCAUUGACUCGUCUGCUCGUGCGAGCUAGAGGAUAUCUAGACAUCUGAUCC
Kockovaella imperatae is the source of this 1518-nucleotide messenger RNA. Its product is annotated as acyl CoA binding protein-domain-containing protein. The record is from RefSeq and is a predicted model, not a curated record. Gene Ontology annotation, biological process: fatty acid metabolic process. The transcript has 6 exons. Lineage: Eukaryota; Fungi; Basidiomycota; Tremellomycetes; Tremellales; Cuniculitremaceae. The coding region runs from base 241 to 1515 and encodes 424 amino acids. Gene Ontology annotation, molecular function: fatty-acyl-CoA binding.